UUAUCUUUUGCAGAGAGUAAAAUGUACGCAGGUACAAACAACUCUUUUAUUUGUAUCGUAGCUAGUUUUGUCGAUUAGAAAUAAAAUUAUUAAAGAUGAGUGAAACAAUAUUAUUGUGUACACCCGAAGAAGUUCUAUGGAAACUCACAGAUCAAAAAAUAUUCAUUCAAUUGCGAGAUAUAUUCAAAAGUGCCGAAAAUGAUGGCGGUGUGGAUAAAGAAGCAUUCAUCCACAUGAUCACAACAGUAUGGAAUGAUGAAACAAAUAUUACCGAAGCCCAAAUCUUAGACUUAUUCAACAAAAUAAAUAUUCAUGAAGCGCCAAAAAUCACAUGGGACAAUUUCCUAGACUUUAAUCUAAAAGCUCUGCAGCCAAAAUCCGAAAAUCCCCUUCAACUAGGCGAGAUAACCUACAGACAACCGAAAGAAUUAAAACGUGACGCAAUCGUGAAAAUAGUCCUACUCGAAACAGAUUUGUACUUUUCCUACGCACUGCUCGUCAAGUAUGGGAAAAUUCUCCUACUGGACGCUGAAUUUAAACACUUGACGUCUUACCAAGUGAUUAUGACCCGCGAGGAUCAAUUUCGAAGCGCGCAGGACGCCCGGAAGCGUUACCGGUGGUUAACCGAUGCUGUUUUCCUUGCGGAUGUUAAUAUGUUUAUCGUUGUUAAUUCCACGCGUAGUAUGACUAUAUACGACGCAUCCGGGUUGAAACACGUGCCAUUAUGGCACAUUUCAGGAUUUCCAAACAUAAUUCAAGUUAUAUUAUACAAUGAUAGAAAAAAAUCGUUAUUAUUAGGCAUGGAUAAUGGUGAAAUUGCUAUGUUGACGUUUUUUAACGCCAAGGAUGAUUUACUACCGAAGAAACACCAGGAUAAAAUGUCGUUUUAUUAUUUUCUGGAAUUGGGUGCAUUUAAAGAUUAUAUUCAAUAUAAAUCUAUAGGAAUAUUCCAUUCAAAAGUUGCCUAUACUACACGACAUGAAAAAUCAAAAUCUGCAAAUUAUUUUAACCUCAACAAACCGCUAGAAACAAUCCGCGCUGGAAAAACAGGCAUAGUUGAUAUUGUUAUAUUCGAAACUCUUGAAAUGUUCAUUUGCUGUUCGAGAGACGCCGAAUUACGAUUUUAUGAUCUUACAGAAUACAAAAAUCUGCAAAACGUGAAAUUAAACUUCGAAUGUUUCGACAUUUUUAAGAUCCGCACACCUGAAUGGGGUGUAAAAUGCAUAUUUCCCGGCCCGAAACGCGCAAAUAUGACGCAAACAUGGGAAAGAAAUUGUUUACUCAUUACGUGUUGCAAUGCAUACGCAAAACUGGAUUUAUUUUACAUGGAUGGCCGCGAAAGACAUUUGCACGAUGACUUUUUACCUUCGCAACCAUUACAGAACUCUGUAUUAAUUCCGCAAGACUGGGAAACUUGCAAUGACAACAAAACUGUUAAUUAUGAUGAUUUAUCAAUGAGAAAUCACCGGAAUGAAAGUUUUGAAACACUUUGGGAUAGUUUAUUGAAGAUGGAUUUCAGCGCGAAGGAAAAAUCUGAUGUGCAUUCGAAGAUUGCGUUGUUAGAAGAAAGAAAAGCAAAGAUGAAAUGGGCAGUGGAACAUGGCGCCCCCUUCCUGGCCCUGCCGUUGUAUGAAGUUAAAGAAGUACAACUGCCAACGCGUCUGCCAAUAGUUGAUAAUAAAAAGACAAAAACUAUUGUUGAUAAGACACAGAAAUUAUUAAGCGAUGCUGUAUCGCAUACAAUUGUUUUUUCAGAUAUUUCUAGCUCGCGAACGUCGCGGAGUUCAUCGAAAUGUUCGAAAAGUUCAAGUAACUCAAAAAUUUCCAGUAAUCUAGGACGUUUGAGUCGUACUUCAUCACGCACUAGUAUUUUUGAGUUCGAAUAGUAUAAAAAUAUUAAUUUAUAAACUUACGAAUGUGAAUUUGUGUGCGUUAAUAAAAAAAAAGUAAAACGAAUUGAAUUUUAGGUUAGACGCGUCGGUUAGUAAUUUGAAUUCCCUAG
Messenger RNA from Dalotia coriaria, 2002 nucleotides. RefSeq lists its product as uncharacterized. The record is from RefSeq and is a predicted model, not a curated record. Gene Ontology annotation, molecular function: protein binding. Lineage: Eukaryota; Metazoa; Arthropoda; Insecta; Coleoptera; Staphylinidae. The transcript is spliced from 8 exons. The coding region runs from base 96 to 1886 and encodes 596 amino acids.